AUGCCAGAGAUCACCGCCAAGAUCACCCAGAUCCUCUCCAACCUCAUCCUCGAGACGGCGGUGAAUGACCGUCUCGAGUUGACCCCGGAGCUCGAUUUGCUCGCAAACACACAGUUCGCUACCUCCGCCGACACCGAACUCGUCCGCAUCGCCUCGCUCCACGCGUCCGUCGUGUUCCUGUCCGCGCUCGACCUCGCACAGCAGGCACAAGUGCUCUCAGUUAUGUAUCCAAUGCUGAACACUGUCCCGUCACUUCCACACGCGCGCCUCCCGCUGUUCCUCCUCGUCGUCACCGAGCUCGCCGCGUCUAACCCACAUCUCUUCUGCCCACACAUCCUCGCCCAUCGCCUUCCUCCCCUCGCUGCUCCUACCAGUUGUCGAUCGUCACAGGGCGAGAACGGGGACGACAAGGCGGUGAGCGGGGAAGACAACGAGGUACACAAGGGCGCGCUGGAGUUCAUGACGACGCUGAGCGAGGCACGGCCAAAUAUGCUGCGCGGCAUUGAGGGCUGGGUGAACAUCGUCGUUUGCGGGUGUCUCGAGGGUACGGGUGAGAUCCCCGAGGACAACCUGGACAAGUGGCUGGAAGCGAAUGGCAGCACGCGCAGGGAGAAGACGCAGGGCAUGAGGUCCAGCCUGCCGCACGCGACGUGGAGACGUCUUUAG
Molecule: messenger RNA, 666 nt
Organism: Trametes versicolor FP-101664 SS1
Lineage: Eukaryota; Fungi; Basidiomycota; Agaricomycetes; Polyporales; Polyporaceae
Exons: 6
Coding region: 1-666 (221 amino acids)
Source: RefSeq, a predicted model, not a curated record